Messenger RNA from Phanerochaete carnosa HHB-10118-sp, 222 nucleotides. RefSeq lists its product as uncharacterized. The record is from RefSeq and is a predicted model, not a curated record. The transcript has a single exon. Lineage: Eukaryota; Fungi; Basidiomycota; Agaricomycetes; Polyporales; Phanerochaetaceae. The annotation marks the transcript as partial.
CAUGCUAAUAAUAUCCCAGGCAGCCGACACGAGAAAGAGGGGUUCCGAGGGCUAUGGCGCAAGGUGAAGUCGCCAGAGCAGCCAGACGAGGGCGUCCCCUUCGACACCGACGAUGCGAUGUUCAACCCACCUGUGCCCAGCUUACACGAACCGCCAUUGACCGCGAAACACUCAGAAGACCCACGGCGGCCGUCGGUAUGCCAACUAGUCUUUGAUACGUGA